AUGGGUGUCGUAGAAAAGAUCAAGGAGAUCGAGGAGGAAAUGGCUCGUACUCAGAAGAAUAAGGCGACUGAGUAUCAUCUGGGUCUUCUAAAAGCAAAAUUAGCACGAUACCGCGCUCAACUUUUGGAACCUACCACGAAAUCAGGCCCCGCUGGUACUGGAUUUGAUGUGCAGAAGUCUGGGGAUGCCAGGGUUGCUCUGAUUGGAUUUCCCUCUGUUGGAAAGUCUACUCUCCUUAGCAAGACUACUCAUACAGCAUCCGAGGCGGCUGCAUACGAGUUUACGACAUUGACCGCCAUCCCUGGCGUCAUAGAAUACAAAGGAGCACGUAUCCAACUUUUAGAUCUUCCGGGGAUUGUUGAAGGGGCUAGCCAAGGACGGGGGCGUGGGCGUCAAGUUGUGUCCACGGCAAAAACUGCCGAUUUGAUUCUCAUUAUGCUUGACGCUACAAAAUCAGAAGAACAGCGGAGACUUCUUGAGUUUGAGUUAGAUGCGGUUGGCAUUCGACUCAAUAAAACCAAACCCGACAUUGUUUUCAAGAAAAGGACGACAGGAGGUAUCACAUUCAAUACGACUGUUAAAUUAACGAGGACGGAUGAAAAGACGAUAAGGACGAUUCUCGCUGGAUAUAAACUGCACAAUUGCGAUGUAAUGAUCCGGGAAGACAUAACCACAGAUGAAUUCAUCGAUGUUCUUAUUGGGACAAGAAAAUAUAUCCCUUGCCUCUACGUGUACAACAAAAUCGACUCAAUAAGUCUCGAACUAAUGGACAAGCUUGGUCGACAACCUAAUACGGUUGUUAUCAGUUGUGAAAUGGAUCUCAAUCUGACCUAUCUCAUCGAUCGGAUUUGGGACGACCUUCGGCUUGUCAAAAUCUACACCAAGAAGCGAGGGGAUCAUCCAGAUCUGUCAGAUCCCAUCUGUCUUCGGAAAGGCGCUACCAUUGAGGACGUUUGCAACGGUAUUCACCGUUCCCUUGCCCCUAACUUUCGAUAUGGACUUGUUUGGUGCGGAAAAUCAAGUAAAUUCUCGCCCCAUGCCCAGAAAGUGAGUUUGGCGCAUCAGGUUCAAGAUGAGGACGUUGUUUCAAGUGCGUUUCAUGGGUUUCAUAAAAUGAGAUUUCUCACAUAUAACACCCUAAAGUCUUUACCAAGUGAUUGGUGAAAAUGUGAAACAAGUGUAAAGUUCGUCAGAAUAAAGUACGAGGCGGCGGGUUCCAAUUCCCCGAUAGUUGGCCCUUGAAAUCAAGAUUGUUGGCCUCCUUGAUCUUCAUCUAACCACGAUCUUUAAUUUUACAUGUACCUACCCAUGACUGAAAGACCACAGAAAUGACCAGACGC
Laccaria bicolor S238N-H82 is the source of this 1340-nucleotide messenger RNA. RefSeq lists its product as uncharacterized. The transcript is spliced from 16 exons. The record is from RefSeq and is a predicted model, not a curated record. Bases 1 to 1164 code for a protein of 387 amino acids. Gene Ontology annotation, molecular function: GTPase activity; GTP binding. Lineage: Eukaryota; Fungi; Basidiomycota; Agaricomycetes; Agaricales; Hydnangiaceae. Gene Ontology annotation, biological process: cytoplasmic translation. Gene Ontology annotation, cellular component: cytoplasm.